Molecule: messenger RNA, 4875 nt
Organism: Botrytis sinoallii
Lineage: Eukaryota; Fungi; Ascomycota; Leotiomycetes; Helotiales; Sclerotiniaceae
Exons: 9
Coding region: 1-4875 (1624 amino acids)
Biological process (GO): transmembrane transport; lipid transport
Cellular component (GO): intracellular membrane-bounded organelle; membrane
Molecular function (GO): ATP binding; lipid carrier activity; ABC-type transporter activity
Source: RefSeq, a predicted model, not a curated record
AUGACAUUUCUCUUCCCACCACACAAUGGCGUGAACGUAUCACCAUGGGCAACUCUCUUUCGCGCAUUGAUCCUGCCAAUAGUCUUCACUGCAUUAUUCUGUUCCGGUGGAAAACUCACCAAUAUUUCAUCCACGCCGACCGAAGGUGGAAUUGCCGACUCUUCACAGCAGAUUAAAAGUCUGAAAGAAGCGCUGGAUGGGGUUCCCCUCAAGAAACUUGUUCUUUGCCGGAAUGGAUUCAAUGGAACGGAACUCAAUUCGAUCAUAGAGACUGCGUGGGUUGCUAUUGACGAUGUGGAUGACUUGUAUUACACUUGUCUACAAUCACGGACUGGCAUGUCCAACUGCUUCGCUGCUGUCAUCUUCACCUCAAUCAAUGCUACCAAUGUUGAUUAUAUCAUCGCCACCGACAGCGCUACAAGCCUAUCGAGUACCGACUUUGCAAAGCAUGAAUCCUUGAGCAACGACCGCCUCCUACCACUGCAGUGGGCUAUUGAUUCUAGCAUUGGGAGCUUCAGUAAAACGACUCCGCCAUCGGAACUUCCCUGGUCUGGAUAUUUUGGGGACCAAGCAAAGGAUUCAAGCUCACCACUUGAUUCCGCAUCUUGGUUUGUGGUAAUUUACUACUUCGUCGCUCCGGCAUUUCUCCUCGCUUUGAUUGGUGUUGUCUACCAUGCCAGUCUCUUUGUGGCAUCGGAAAGAGAAUUGGGAAUUACCGAACUUCUAGAUGCACAAACAUGCACGAAAACACCUCGAAUUUUCUCCACCAUUGCUUCUUUUGUUGCAAUUUACUCACCGGGAUGGUUCGUUUGCUCUAUUCUCAUGACCCAGCUUCUCUUCACGCGUUGCUCGGAUGUCCUCCUCCUGUUCCUCACACUAAUAGCUGGGACAUCUCUCACUGUGUGGUCACUGUUCUUAUCCUCAUUUUUCAGGAAAGCCCAGCUAGCAGGACUUUAUACUUCCAUUCUCACAUUCACGCUGGCCUUCGGCACUGUAGCGUUCGCUUUCGGUGAUAACCCACCUCAUACCACGAUCUCAAUACUAAGUGUCUUAUUUCCUCCAUUCGCCUACUCAACUCUCAUCGGCGACAUUGCGCGGGCCGAGGCGCAACUCGCCAGCUUUUCGCUCUUGAAGUCCACGGUGUCCAUCACUGCCACCUCUGAUACUCAACAUUUCACUCCGCAAGUCACCGGCUACCUGUAUAUCAUAUUCUUCUGUGCCCAAAUUGUGAUUUAUACCGCUGCGUGCUUUGCAGUCGACCACUACAAAUGGAGUGUGAAAAGAACCUACGAUGAGAUUGAUUCGUCUAGCGACGUUGCAGUACGUUGCACCGAACUUUCGAAGACUUUUGAAGCAAGCCGUCGAUGGUACUGGCCAUGGAGCACUGUGGGAAGCAGCCAUCUUGCUGUUAACAGUUUGAAUCUUGAAUUAAAGACAGGUUCAGUUAACUUCCUGCUCGGGCCAAAUGGGGGAGGUAAAACGACGACGCUGAAAUGUAUCGCGGGCAUUAUAUCAGCGGACAAAAGUUCUCGACUGGAGAUCAAUCAGAAUGCCACGUUUUUUGGCGUCUGCCCCCAGCAUAAUGUUUUCUGGGAGAGACUGACAGUUGCCGAACACGUCAGAAUUUGGAGAAAGAUUAAAACUGGAGCAAAUGUGGUUGGAGGCGAAGAUGAUGUGCUUGCGGAGUGCGAUAUCUUGACAAAAUCUAACCAAGCUGUGGAGACAUUAUCUGGAGGCCAGCAAAGGAAACUGCAGCUUGCCAUCGCAUUUGUGGGAGGUUCCACAAUGUGUUUCAUCGAUGAGGCUUCCAGUGGCUUGGAUCCUCUCUCAAGACGCAAUAUCUGGAACAUUAUCUCAAAUUGUCACUCGCGCCGUACCGUCUUGAUAACUACGCAUUUCCUUGAUGAGGCCGACAUUCUCGCGGACAAUAUUUCAAUCAUCUACAAAGGAGGACUUGUGUGUACCGGCACCCCCACUUCACUGAAAGCAAAACACGGACUGGACCUCGAGAUCCGCCAGAUUGCGACAGAAGAUGACGAAGGCUACGAAGAAGAUGACGAAAAUGAUGAAUACAAAAUGCCUACGUGGAACAUGAAGACUUCUACUGAAGCAACAAAGAAGAUUCUCGAAUUGGAAGAGCUAUCAGGUGGUUUAUACUCAGCUACCUUCCCGACGCUGGAGCAAGUCUUUUUGAACGUCACCAAUUCAUCGCUGAUCAAUGGUAAUGGUAACGGAGAUGUAGCACUUGGUGAUCAGAUAUCUAGACAGGAGACUGAGCUCGAAGAACUGAACCCAGGAAGUGUGGAGGGAGUAACCCUUGAAGUUGGGACGCAAACCAAGCUAUCUCACCAAGUAGGUUGCAAAUUCGUCGGCCUGACUAUCGUACUAACCACAUUCAAGAUUCUAGUCAUCCUGAAGAAACAAUACCUUCUAGCACGGCACAGCUGGAUGAGUUAUGGCAUCGCUCUCGUAAUCCCACUCGUCAUUACCGCUGCACUAGCCAGCUCGAUCUCCAAAUUCGAGAGCUUUGAUAUUUGUACACAUAGAAUAGAUGUUACCAUGCGAAAUGCAAGCAUAGCAGAGUCCAUAUCUUUGGGAGAGGGUUAUGAUACUUACGAUGUUCUCGGUCCUUUGGAUACCCCUGAUUUCUACAGUGCUGAGGACCUUGCACACUAUGCAAUUUCUAGCAUUGCUGGACCACCGGCUGCUUUUGAUGGCGAAGCUCAAAAUAUACUUUAUGUCGAGAACAUGGAACGAUAUUUUGGGUCACUCACUCUUGAAAAAGAGGGUGUUACUGGAGAACAGAAGGCUCUAGCUACUCGUGGCAAUGCAUCUUCACUUACAGAAAUGAUUUCCAUCAUCAAAGAUCACCACGGUGAGCCAGCAUUUGGUGUUUUUGUUGACUCGGCCAAUGUCACGCUCGUUCAUCGAAUGUAUCCAGAAUUCUCCAUGGCGGGUAUGAACAUCAUCACAAAUCGACUUGCGAACUCCUCGACACAAACUGGAACGGCAAGGAAGGUCAAGACCACGUACCGCAAAUUCCGACACGUCAAGUUUGAGCCCGACCCAUUGUCAAUUCCUAUCUUGGUGUUCAUAACACUUGGGUUCAUAUGUAGCACAAGUGUAAGCAUCAUAUAUCCGGUAUUUGAGAGGAUCAAUAAUGUCAGAGCCUUGCAGUAUUCAAAUUCAGUCUCGUCUGCAGCACUGUGGACAGCCUACCUGAUCUUCGAUAUACACAUUGGAAUCAUCACGUCUGUCGUAACAUGGGCAAUUAUAUUUUCGGGCGGGAAUAGCCGCAUCUGGUAUGAAUCAACAUUCAUCCUCUUUGCAAUACUGCUAUUCUGUAUUGCGACUUACCUAGGGCUUUAUCUCUGCUCUUUAUUCCUCCGAAGAGCUGCGUUUGCAGCUGCAGUUGGCGUGCACAUCGUGCUAAUGAUCGUUUAUCUCAUCGCAUAUUACGUCAAUGAUUCCAAGGACCCUGUGAACGCAUUCGACAUAGCCCUCGAUAUUCAAGGCGUACUUGGUCUCACCUCGCCAGCAGCAAACCUACUCCGAACUUUCUUCAUAGCAACCGAUAACUUCGGCAUCACCUGCGGCGAGACAGGGUGGUAUGAUCUGCAUCCCAUAGCAUUUCAACUUUAUGGUGGUGUCUACAUGAAUCUAGUUCUACAGAUCAUGUUCUGUAGUUUUGUGCUUACGUAUAUUGAAACUGGAAGCUCAGCAUGGUUUUUCAAGCUUCUCCCAAAGAGAAAGAUGCCAGCGACUCCAGCACAAUUAGACUUUGGUAUCGAGGGAAGAGAGUCUCCGAACUUUGAACCCACAGCAGAGCACGAUGAUGAUAUCCCCCUCAAGACUCUCAAAGGAAAGAACAAUGUACUUGUCCUCGUUGUCUCCAAGAUAACCAAAUUUUUCAAGUCGCUACUAGCAGUACAAGAAAUAUCUCUCACCAUCUCCACGAAUGAAACACUAGCACUUCUCGGUGCCAACGGUGCCGGAAAAACAACAACCAUCAACAUGAUCCGUGGUCUCAUCACUCCUGAUCAUGGCAACAUAACUAUAGAUGGGAUCAGUGUCCUCGCUUCGCCUCAACAAGCACGAAUUCACACUGGUGUUUGCCCUCAAGAUGACGCAAUUGACGAGCUCACCGUACGCCAAACACUAAGCUUCUACGCGAGUAUCAAAGGUCUGCGGGACGUCAAGGGGAAUGUCGACGGCGUGAUGCGCGCAUUCUGCAUAGAAACCUUCGCCGACCGCCUCAUUACCAAGCUAUCGGGCGGCACCAGAAGGAAAGUUAUGGUCGCGAUCGCCAUCCUCGGGAAUCCGCGACUGCUGCUGCUGGACGAGCCGUCGACUGGGCAAGAUGCCGGUGCCAAACGCGUUUUGUGGAAGAUCUUGCGUUCGCUGAGUAACGGUCGCGCGAUCCUGAUUACCACGCAUAGUAUGGAGGAGACGGAAGCACUGGCGACGAAAGUGGCCAUUGUCGACAAGAAAAUGUUGGCUUCGGGCACGACGUCGCAGUUGCGAUCGCGGUUUGGAGGGUUUUAUCGCGUGCGGGCGUCUUAUGAGGUGGGGAGGGAGACGGAAUUGGAGACGGCGCUUAGGGGCAUGUUUGGGACGCAGGUGCGGAAUCUAAAGUGUGCGUUUGGCGAAGUGGAGUUUGAGCUGCCGUAUGAGAGGAAGAUAAUUGGGAGGAUUAUGCUGAGUAUGGAGACUUUGAUGGUGGAUAAGGAGGGGUUGGCUGGGAUUGAGAGGACGAUGGUUGGGCAUGAUACGAGAAAUGUGUCGAAGGUGUUGAGGGAUUAUACUAUUUUAGAGCCAUCCAUGGACGAUGUUUUCUUGAAUGUUUGUAAUGAGGCCGAGAUUGGAAUCUUGUAG